UGACACUGUCAUUCUGAGCUAACCAGUUCACUGAGAUUCACAGGCAUUUAAACACGACCAGGACAUACCAAAGCUAGACCUUUCGACACAAGAAAUCCUGCUGCACUAUUCUCAUAAGGAAACAGUUGACGUGUGAGCAACCAUUACUCCAAACCACAAAGAUAUCAGAGAUCAAAGUCUCAUCUGGAUCCAAAAUGCGUUUGUCCGUGCAGAAACUGGUCUGCGUGAUAAUUCUCUUGAGCGCCAUAAUCUGCACCAUCACCUUGAAUAAAGACCCUUACUAUGAGGAUUUAAAAAAAAUAGUUAACAUAACCUUCACAGAGGGCUUUUUGCGCAAGGAACCAUGUGGGUGUUUGGAGGGCUGCUUGGCUGCGACUGAAGAUGAGUGGUUUAAGAACCGAUUCAGAGAUGAUAUUCCACCUCUGCUUUCUCUCGGAAACAGCGAACUACCCGACAACAUCACUAACUGGUGGCAGCACCUACAGGGGACCAAGACCAAGACUGAAUACAAGCAAGCGAUUGAGGAGCUGUUCAAAGUCAUUCCCAAAGAGGGACACUACAGAGACGCCGGCCCAGAUCGCUGCCGAACCUGUGCCGUUGUGGGAAACUCUGGGAACCUUUUAGAAUCGCACUACGGCCCCCUUAUAGACAACAAUGACUUUGUAAUAAGGAUGAAUAAGGGACCAGUUGAAGGCUUUGAAGAUGAUGUGGGGUCGAAGACCACCCACCGAAUUAUGUACCCGGAAAGUGCCGUCCAUCUGGAUAACACCACACACCUGGUGCUCUUACCCUUCAAAUUACUGGAUAUCGAGUGGGUUACCAGUGCUCUGACCACUGGAAGAAUUAAAAAAACACGGUUUAAAGUUAUAGACAAACUGCAAGCCAAUAAAGACAAGGUUAUGGUUAUGCAUCCUACUUUUAUGCACUAUGUGCAUACGACAUGGCUGCAUAUCAAGGCUCGACGUUCUUAUCCAUCCACGGGUUUCCUCGCCCUGAUGUUUGGGCUACACAUUUGUGAUGAGGUCAACGUAUUUGGAUUUGGUGCAGACAGUAGGGGGACCUGGUAUCACUAUUUUGAAGGACUGCCCAAACGUUUCAGGGGGACUGGUAAACACAGCGGAGGUCUUGAGACCACUGCCAUUAAAGAACUGACAAAAAGGAAUAUAAUCACUGUAUACAAAGGGUGGUGAGGAGGACUGUGAUUAUUACCAUGAAUGUGUAAUGAUGUUUACUUUUUAAGCAGUUCUUAUAUUUCUCUUACUGAUUAGUUUGUACCUGCACCGUGCGUGAGCGGUUUGCACAAUACAUGAAGGCUUACAUUGUUAAUUUAUUGAUAAAAGCUUUUAAAAUGUGAGCCCUCGAAAAGGUGUCAGAUAGAAAUAUGAACACUAUAGCUUAUACAUUAAAUGAAUGUUCAAUAUAAAACUUGAAAAUUCUGUUAGCAUUAAAAUAGCAAUGUUACAGAUACUUUGUGAAACCACGUGAGCCAUUUAAAAAACUUUAUUUGAGAUUUUGCUCAACAGCUCCACAUAAGAAAGUCAUACGAGUUGGAAGUUAAUGGUGACAGAAUUUUCGUUCUGAAUCUUCUGAAAAAAAAAUGCACUAUAGAUCACUUUGGAUAAAAGCAAAAAUGCAUGAAUAUUAAAUAUUUAGUGAGACCUACAGUCAGAUUGAUUCAGUGAAAUAAAAUGUAUACUUUAAAACAUAAUAUUUGAGGGGGAUCCCAUAAUAUUUUGUUUACAGCACAGAUACAAGCAAACGUGUAGCUUUGUCAUACCUAGAACAGGAGAGGUAGUUCGUGUGAAGGAUUUGUUGCAGUCUGUGAUUAUUGUUCAGGGGAGUGUCUGUUGUAUUUUGUUGUUUUAUUGUUUUAUUGUUUUAUUUUCGGCCUCUUUUGUGUAGCCCUCUUUCUCUAGUCUGUGUAAAGAGACAUUUUUUUGUUGACAGCAUCCAUGGAAUUUGGGUGUGUUUGAAGUUGAGCUGGUUUUCACAGUUCUACCUUAUAACCAGCCUUUCUUGUUUACAUUGAAUUGACUGCUUUUAAAAGAAAAUGUCAAAUAUUUCACUUAUUUUAGAAUGUUUUGUAAAAUGUUACGCCUUCUUAAAAUAUGUUUAGGUUGUUUUGGUAUUAUUUUGUAUUACCUUAUGUAUUCUUUCUUCAGGUUUAGGUUUUAAUUUGAAUAAUUUGGGUAAAGACCUUCCAGUAAGAUAAUUGGUUGAUCCUAUAAGUUAAUAAUGUAAUUCUGUAUAAUUCUAAACUAUAGUGUAACUUAUUUAAUUUUAGGUAAUGAAUAAGCUAAAUUUUUAGUAAACAAGGUUAUUGGUUGAUCCUGGUUUAAUAGGGAUAACUUAUUGUACUUUUGUAGUGUCAUAUUAUAAUUCUGUAUAAUUAUAAAGUGUAAUUUAUUUAAGCAAUAAGGUACGAGAAGCUGUGCUGUAUCGUGAAAAAGUAACGGCUGAAGGGCAUUGUUAAAGGGGGUCGCACACCGGACAAAUCGAACACACUGUGUUACGCACACCAGCGCCAACAAGUGGCGCCUGUCCGCGGCGCCCAGCUACGACUGAGGAAGUUGCGCAAAUCCCUGUCGCGCCACUUACAUAGUUUAACAUUAAAUAACAUCAUAUUUGUCCCAAAUCAUUAACGAUUAACAUUGGCUGCUGACGUAUAUUUAGCAUUUUGAAGUAGAUGCUAUCUGACUAGCUCGCGCUAUUUAAUGUGCACUUCCGGUGUACGAUACCUCCGAGUUGUCAACCCCCUUCAGGCGAUACGCAAAGUAUUCACGAUACAGCACUAGCCUCGAGCACCUUAUUGCUUUUAUAAAACGAUUACCACACAAUAUUAAAGUAAAAAAAUGUAUUAGUGCAACUUUUAUGAAGGUAAAUCAAUAAAGAAUUCCUUAUGCUAGACAAAAUAGUCCCUGACCGUGAACAACAAUGUUCCGAUAGACCCUUUUACUGUUUGUACACAAUGAUGAUGUGCCAUGUAUGCCUGCGCAUUUUGGUAACGGAAGUAUGGGAGAAUCAGCGGUAAAGCAACACAGACAGAGAAAGUUAUUUUUAAAAGUUGAUCAACUUUUGAACACAGCUACCAUAUCCGUGUACUAUAGUGUGGUGGAUAGAAGACAUUACCAGAUGGCCAAAUAUAAAGUGUCCAGAUACAUAUAUACAUAUAUUAUACUAGUGCAACCAAACGCAACAACCAGAUAUUUUGAUGCUGGGAAACAGUUUUGAUAAACUUUGUUACAGAUGAGAACCACUUACACAUAAGAACCACUGGGGAACAACACCACUUCCGUUGCCAAAAUGCGCGCGCAGGCUAUUUGAUCACAUGGGCUG
Messenger RNA from Paramisgurnus dabryanus, 3336 nucleotides. RefSeq names its product CMP-N-acetylneuraminate-beta-galactosamide-alpha-2,3-sialyltransferase 1. Gene Ontology annotation, biological process: sialylation. The record is from RefSeq and is a predicted model, not a curated record. NCBI's taxonomy places the organism in Eukaryota, Metazoa, Chordata, Actinopteri, Cypriniformes, Cobitidae. Gene Ontology annotation, cellular component: membrane. Gene Ontology annotation, molecular function: beta-galactoside (CMP) alpha-2,3-sialyltransferase activity.